CCGCUCCCCCAACACACACGCACGCACGCACACACAACCACGCGCACGCUCUCAUUCUCGCUCUCUUUCAGUCACUCACUCUUUUCUCUUUUCAAAGCCCGUUGUGAAGCAGAUUGACAGGCUAGAAUGAAAAUGAGGCGGACGCUCGGUCACGACUUCAGUGCGUACCCGUCCUUUUGAGAAGACCUCUAAACUUGGAUCAUGGGAGCUAUUUGGGCUGCAAGGGACUUUUGUUUGUUUUUGCUCUUGUUAAAUAGUCGCCAAAGCGUUGCGCUUCCAGAGAUUCGAGCAGAUCCGUGUGCAGAGGGAAGUGAUGGCUGUCACAUUGAUGCUAUUUGUCAGACUACCCAAGGCUCAUACAAGUGCACAUGCAAAGCGGGCUUUAAAGGAGAUGGAAAACACUGCGAAGAUAUUGAUGAGUGUGACCUGGAGUACAAUGGAGGUUGUGUGCACGAGUGCAAUAAUAUCCCAGGCAAUUAUCGAUGCACUUGCUAUGAUGGAUUCAAUCUGGCGCACGACGGACAUAACUGUCUGGAUGUGGAUGAAUGCAAGUUCAACAAUGGUGGAUGCCAGCACACUUGUGUCAACACCAUGGGCAGCUACGAGUGCCGCUGCAAAGAGGGCUUCUUCCUCAGCGACAACCAGCACACAUGCAUCCACCGCUCCGUGGAGGGCCUCAACUGUAUGAAUAAGGAGCACGGCUGCGCCCACAUCUGCAAGGAAACACCCAAAGGGGGUGUGGCCUGUGAGUGUCGUCCAGGGUUUGAGCUGGCCAGGAACCAGAGGGGCUGCAUCUUGACUUGUAACCAUGGCAACGGAGGCUGCCAGCACACCUGUGAGGACACGGAGAAUGGCCCCAUAUGCAGGUGUCACGUCAGGUACACUCUGCAACCUGACAUGAAGUCAUGUGUGGAGCUUGAUGAAGCCACCACUGAAUCCUCGGACCACAACGCCACGUCCUUCGCCGAGGUGGACAAGCGUGUUAAAAGAAGACUGUUAAUGGAAACCUGUGCGGUGAACAACGGCGGCUGCGACUGCACCUGCAAAGACACGUCCACAGGCGUGCGCUGCAGCUGCCCCGUGGGUUUCACCCUGCAGCCCGACGGAAAAACAUGCAAAGGUCAGACUUCGUCCCACCCCAAGAGCUUCCGACAGAGAUCGAACGGCCUGAACACGAACCUUAGCUCGAAUGUAGGCAAUUCGUUUCUCGCAGAUAUCGACGAGUGCGAGGUCCACAACGGCGGCUGCGAACAUUUCUGCAGGAACACCAUCGGCAGCUUCGAGUGCAACUGCAGAAAGGGCUUCAAGCUGCAGUCCGAUGAGCGCUCAUGUCAAGAUAUAGAUGAGUGUUUUUUCCAACGCACGUGUGAUCACACAUGUGUGAACUCCCCCGGUGGUUUUCAGUGUCUGUGCAACAAGGGCUACACUAUGUAUGGACUGGCCCACUGUGGAGACAUAAAUGAAUGCAGUGUGAACAAUGGUGGUUGUGAGCAGGGUUGUGAGAACACCAUGGGUGGAUUUGAGUGCUUUUGCCGCCCUGGCUAUAAGCUUCACUGGAACAAAAAGGACUGUAUCGAGGCUGAGGGUUUACCACCUGCAAGCCCCCCCUCUAAACCUACAUUGAACUGUAGCAAGCAGCAUGGAGGGGACCGCUGCUUUUUGACCUGCCAGUCUCAAGUUCACAUCAGCAGUGGGACGGAGGAUUCCUACACGGUGACCUGUGGAAUGCCUCUGCCCUGCUUGGCUGACGCACAAAAGAACAACAGUGGCUUGUAUUGCUUUGGCAAGUACAAAACCUCACAGAUUUACAUCAAUCUUUCUGCUUUGCCAUACAAAACAGUAACUCAGGAACAGCUCAGGCUUGUGUUUCUGGUUUUCGGUCCAGGAAAGGCCAAUGUUCCACGCAUUAAAACCACAGCCACUUUUAAGUCUGGCACUGCAAAGUGCAACUUAAAACGAAGUCAGGAGAAACUCAAGGAGACCUUAAACUCUGCACACUCAGAUAGCAGGUUCCUCUUCACUGAGAAUGUCCAGUUCAGCUACGUGAGCCUGCGCUGCACAUCGUCCGGCCAGAGGCCGCGCAGCCGUCACAGCAGGAAGACCGGCGAGGAGGACGGCUCCUCCAUCACAGCUGAGUUUGAGCUGGAUGUGAACCUUGAGGAGGUAACAGCAGAGAGCUGUGAUCUGAACUGCGUGCGUCGGCGCUCAGAGAGAAGGCUCAGGAAGACCAUCAGAACCCUGAGGAAGUCCAUCAACCGGGAGCAGUUUCACCUCCACUUUGCCGGCGCUGACUACGAGCUUUCAAAGAGUCUGGGUCAACCAGCAGAGCUGCCGGGACACUGUGCGGCCGGACAGGUGCUGGUGGGCAGGAGAUGUGUGAGCUGCAGUGCGGGGACGCACUACAACAGUGAUCAAGGACGAUGCGUGCUUUGUCCAGCUGGAACAUAUCAGGAUGAGGAGGGACAGAUGUCUUGUGAGGCCUGUCCCACCCCUGAAGGAAGAGAGGUGUCCAAGGUGGUAGGAGCUCGAAAUAUGUCAGAGUGCGGAGGUCAGUGCCCCCCUGGUCAGUACUCUCACGACGGCUUUGUCCCUUGCCUAUCUUGUCCGUUGGGAACGUACCAGCCUGAAGUGGGGCGCACUUCCUGCUUCCCCUGUGGAGGAAAUUUGGUCACCAAGCACAGUGGAGCUGUCACCUUUCAGGAGUGUGAGACCAAAGUCCAGUGCUCCCCGGGACAUUACUACAACACCACGACACACCGCUGCAUCCGCUGUCCAACGGGCACAUUUCAAGGGGAGUUUGGCCAGAAUUACUGUGUCGCCUGUCCUGGGAACACAACCACUGACUUUGAUGGCUCCACUAACAUCAUGCAAUGCAAAAACCGACAGUGUGGAGGGGAGCUGGGAGAUUUUACUGGCUACAUCGAGUCUCCCAACUAUCCAGGGAACUACCCUGCCAACAUCGAGUGCACUUGGACCAUCAACCCACCUCCCAAACGCAGAAUCCUUAUCGUUGUUCCGGAAAUCUUCCUGCCCAUUGAGGACGAAUGUGGAGACUACUUAGUAAUGAGGAAAAGCUCUUUGUCCAACUCUGUGACGACCUAUGAGACGUGUCAGACGUAUGAACGCCCCAUCGCUUUCACCUCCCGCUCAAAGAGGCUUUGGAUUCAGUUCCGGUCCAAUGAGGGAAAUAGUGGGAAAGGCUUCCAGGUUCCAUAUGUGACAUAUGACGAGGACUACACAGAACUGAUCGAAGAUAUUGUGAGAGAUGGAAGAUUGUAUGCAUCAGAGAAUCACCAGGAAAUCCUCAAGGAUAAGAAGCUCAUGAGGGCGUUAUUUGACGUGCUGGCUCACCCGCAGAAUUUCUUCAACUACACGGCACAGGAAUCAAAAGAAAUGUUCCCUAAAUCCUUCAUUCGCUUCCUGCGCUCCAAAGUCUUGAGAUUCCUUCGUCCUUAAAAAUAGUUGACCCCUUAUCCUGGAUAUGUCAUGAUAAACGUACAGCGGAUACAGUAACUCCUUAUUCAAUGCCCCCUUAAGUGUAUUCUGUCAUUAAUUGUAAAACCAUUGUAGAGUGGAUCUCACAUUAAGGACUAUUCAAAUCGCAUGUGGACAAUUCAAGCAAGAGGACUUCAGAUAGGGUUUUAGGGAAGAUGUAAGCAGCAAUGACAUGCAUCUGCAAUCUCAGAAAUAAAUUGAGAUAGCUUGUCUUUGUGUGGAAAUAUGCUUUUAUAUCUUUUCUUAAGAUUUUAAUAUCAGGAUUGAAAUAAGAAAGCUCCCAUCUUGUGUAUUUGAAUACUGCUUAAUACUGCACAUGUUGACUUUAUGGGACUUUUGGUAAUAGAGUCAUGAUGAAUCACGAAUAUGGUAGUUGAGCAACUAUAUACCGAAUGUCAAUGAUACUGUAUAUAGAGUGUGUAUUUAGUUUUAACAUAGGCUUCUUUUACAGUUAGAGAUGAAUUGUUGACAGAAAUACUGCUAAAUGUCAGGGACUAAUAGAGAACAAGUGUUUUGUUUGGAACACUAGCACUACUAAAGAGAUAGUUCCACCACAAAAGCAAUUAUUUGGAUGAAUAUCUUGUAUAUGAUGUAAAAAGUAUUAGGUGAAAUGCUAGGUAAGGUACGCAAAUAUCACUGCCAAUGCUGAUGGCACAUGCAUUUGGUGCUCUCUAGUAUCGGGAAGAGCACUACUGUUCUUAAAAUAACAUUUUGACUGCUGCAUCAGAUUAACACCUGUUUUUGCAUGAUUACAUAUAAUAUUGUGAACAAGCAACCAAAGAGGACCCUGUAGACACCCCAAAACACAUCAUGUUGGAGUAACAAACAGUCAUGUAAAAUACAAGUAUUCAUUUGUCUUAGAUGGUAAUGUAUGUAUAUUUUUAUGGUUUUGUACAUCUUAUAUGCUGUAAAUAAAAAACUGAA
Molecule: messenger RNA, 4419 nt
Organism: Menidia menidia (Atlantic silverside)
Lineage: Eukaryota; Metazoa; Chordata; Actinopteri; Atheriniformes; Atherinopsidae
Source: the annotation of a GenBank genome assembly